AUGGGUAAAUGUCGUUGCAAACGUUGCGGAAAUAUACGUGGUGAGGAUCACGCUUGCUUCAUUCACAAGAAAUUUGACUAUAGGUAUUCAAUACAACAGCGAGCAGAAUCAGAUGACACCCUUGAUGAAGGAAACGAUAAAUCUACUGAAAAUUCGAAUGACGAUUCUCAGAAUUUAAGUCGAGCUUUUGGACGAAAGGAAAGUGAAAGAACAGAGCUCACAAGUUUGUCUCUAUUUCAAAAUACUGAAAGAGACAUGUCUACAAGAUCUGCAGUGAGCUCCAACUAUGUACAACUAAGGAGUCCUUCUGAUAGUUCCCAUUUUCAUUCCAUUUCAGAUUUUCAAGCGAUUCAAGUCCAAACAAAUCAAAAUGCAUCUUUUAGGGAUUCUUCUAUUAAUGCUGAACCUAAUAACAGACAUGAAAAUGAUUGUAUCGAAACCUAUAACAGAGAACAAGCUGCUGCCGGAUCGAGUGGUAUUGAUAUACAAAAUCAAAUUGGAUCAAGUGGAUCGGAUCUGAUGCAUGCAAAACCUGAUGAAGAAUGCAAAAUGUAUCUUGAAGAGAGCAAAUGGCAGUCUUUGAAAAAAGAUAAAAAGGAUUUUAUGGAUGCUCUAGAAUAUCCGAAAAGUGGCAAAAGGCAAGUGUCAGAAGUUGUAAAUGAGGAACAUAUUUCACACGAAGUGCACUCUGAGGUUCACAGUAAGAAGACGAAGGUGGCCACCUACGUGAAGGAACCUCAUUCUACCAAAAAAGAUGACAAUGCUGUCGCUGGGCCUUCUGGAAUCUCUCCCCGUAAGAAGAAUUUCCCUAAGACCUUCAGUAAGAAAGAUACUCUUAAACCGAAUUAUAAAACACACACUGGCAAUGAGCCUUUUACGUGCAAUAUAUGUGAUAAAAAAUUCUAUUUUAAAUCAAAGCAAGACCGACAUUACAGAACGCACACUGGCGAAAAGCCUUAUGAAUGCGUUAUAUGCGGGAAAAAAUUCAGUCGGAAUGAUCGUCUCAUCAUCCAUUAUCGAGUACAUACUGGCGAAAAGCCUUAUCAAUGCGGUAUAUGCGAGAAAAAAUUCAGUCGGAAUGAUCAACUCAUCAUCCAUAAUCGAGUACAUACUGGCGAAAAGCCUUAUGUGUGUGAAUUUUGUAAUAAAGGUUUUUCUCAAAAGGGUAAUCUUGAAAUACAUGUAAGGACGCACACUGGAGAAAAGCCAUAUAAAUGUCCAUCUUGUGAAGAGUCUUUCAUGAACAGCAGGGAUUUUAAAAGUCAUCACAAAAGAAAGCACGAAUUUAGGGUGAAAAUAAUGGGUAAAUGUCAUUGCAAACGUUGCGGAAAUAUACGUGGUGAGGAUCACGCUUGCUUCAUUCACAAGAAAUUUGACUAUAGGUAUUCAAUACAACAGCGAGCAGAAUCAGAUGACAACCUUGAUGAAGGAAACGAUAAAUCUACGGAAAAUUCGAAUGACGAUUCUCAGAAUUUAAGUCGAGCUUUUGGACGAAAGGAAAGUGAAAGAACAGAGCUCACAAGUUGGUCUCUAUUUCAAAAUACUGAAAGAGACAUGUCUACGAGAUCUGCAGUGAGCUCCAACUAUGUACAACUAAGGAGUCCUUCUGAUAGUUCACAUUUUCAUUCCAUUUCAGAUUUUCAAGCGAUUCAAGUCCAAACAAAUCAAAAUGCAUCUUUUAGGGAUUCUUCUAUUAAUGCUGAACCUAAUAACAGACAUGAAAAUGAUUUUAUCGAAACCUAUAACAGAGAACAAGCUGCUGCCGGAUCGAGUGGUAUUGAUAUACAAAAUCAAAUUGGAUCAAGUGGAUCGGAUCUGAUGCAUGCAAAACCUGAUGAAGAAUGCAAAAUGUAUCUUGAAGAGAGCAAAUCGCAGUCUUUGAAAAAAGAUAAAAAGGAUUUUAUGGAUGCUCUAGAAUAUGUUAUCAGAAAUGCUCUUUCAGAUAAUAACAAUAUUUCUGGAACUGCGAAUUCCACUAUGAACCCUGAUCUUCUAUCAGGCAUUAAGGAGCCGAAAAGUGGCAAAAGGCAAGUGUCAGAAGUUGUAAAUGAGGAGCAUAUUUCACACGAAGUGAAUUCUGAAGUUCACAGUAAGAAGACGAAGGUGGCCACCUACGUGAAGGAACCUCAUUCUACCAAAAAAGAUGACAAUGCUGUCGCUGGGCCUUCUGGAAUCUCUCCCCGUAAGAAGAAUUUCCCUAAGACCUUCAGUAAGAAAGAUACUCUUAAACCGAAUUAUCAAACACACACUGGCAAUGAGCCCUUUACGUGCAAUAUAUGUGAUAAAAAAUUCUCUGGGAAAUCAGAUCACGAGCGACAUUACAGAACGCACACUGGCGAAAAGCCUUAUGAAUGCGUUAUAUGUGGGAAAAAAUUCAAUCGGAAUGAUCAUCUCAUCAUCCAUUAUCGAGUACAUACUGGCGAAAAGCCUCAUGUGUGUGAAUUUUGUAACAAAGGUUUUGCUAAAAAGGAUAAUCUUAAAAGACAUGUAAGGACGCACACUGGAGAAAAGCCAUAUAAAUGUCCAUCUUGUGAAGAGUCUUUCAUGAACAGCAGGGAUUUUAAAAGUCAUCACAAAAGAAAGCACGAGUGA
Argiope bruennichi is the source of this 2592-nucleotide messenger RNA. RefSeq names its product zinc finger protein 112-like. The transcript has 3 exons. The coding region runs from base 1 to 2592 and encodes 863 amino acids. The record is from RefSeq and is a predicted model, not a curated record. NCBI's taxonomy places the organism in Eukaryota, Metazoa, Arthropoda, Arachnida, Araneae, Araneidae.